Molecule: messenger RNA, 348 nt
Organism: Trypanosoma rangeli
Lineage: Eukaryota; Euglenozoa; Kinetoplastea; Trypanosomatida; Trypanosomatidae
Product: small nuclear ribonucleoprotein SmD3
Exons: 1
Coding region: 1-348 (115 amino acids)
Biological process (GO): spliceosomal snRNP assembly; RNA processing
Cellular component (GO): SMN-Sm protein complex; U1 snRNP; catalytic step 2 spliceosome
Molecular function (GO): RNA binding
Source: RefSeq, a predicted model, not a curated record
AUGAGCACGUUCAGUAUCCCGCUGAAGGUGUUGUUCGACGCUAUUGGAACGACGAUCUCGCUGGAGGUGUCUAACGGGGAGCUCUACACGGGCACGCUGAGCGAGGUGCAGGAUAACAUGAAUGUCAUGCUCACAGCCGCAAAGAAGACGGUGAAGUCGGGGCGCACAGUGGAAAUGAAGAGCGUGUUUGUCCGGGGCGCCUCUAUUGUUUUUUUCCAGCUUCCCGACGCUCUGCGCACCAGCCCGGCGUUGGUGAAGGCGGGGCAGGUGAUGACCAACGCGUUGGACGAUAGGGGAAACGGCAAGGGGUUUGGCGCACGGCGUACAUUGAAGCGAGGACGCGACUAA